UGUAUUGACAUGUCAUUUCAAUGAUAAAAAUGAAGUCUUCCUAAUAAAUAAAUAAAAAAGGAAAAUAAAAGAAAGCCUCGAGUGAGUAUUUGCUGCUUUGUUCCCUCUCCCGCCUUGGACUUGAACGUUGCUAAAAACCCUGGGAAUAUCAUCGCCGACAGACAGACAGGCAGACAGCAUCCGAAACUGAAAACCCCUUCUUACUUCUUAUUUGUAGCCCUUAGCCCACCCACAAGAACACGAUAACCAGCUAGAAUAUGGACACGUGGCAGAUCCUCCACAUCCCAGACAACCCCCCAAUCGCUCCCGACCAACAACCCACAGUGGAUGCAAUUGCGUCACUCAUCGACCCAAAAUUUGCUAACACUCUUGUAAGGCGUUUGAAUCAAAUAUCACCAUUGGAAAAUCUCCGCCACGUGAAGCGGGUGAAGAAGAAAUUUGUUGAAGGAGGAAAAACUCAACUAUCUGUGAUCCUAUGUCUAGCUUCUGAAAAUGGUAAUCAGUUGGAGAGCAUGCAGAAUGAUGUACAGGAGCUAAUGAAUUCCUACAAGUUGAGUCCUUUUAUCACAAAAGUCUGCAAGUAUGCUGCAUUAUCAAAAGAAGAGUGGGAAGAACAAUGCAAGCUAUGGCCAACAUCUUAUCAUCCACCAACCUAUAAUAUUGAUGGCAUUACUGGAUUCAGUGAAGAGGACUCACAAUCAGUGUUCAGAUUCAUGAAGUACGCUAUUCAGUUGGCAAAGUCUAGCGAUAAUUUGGUAGUCAAUGCUGCAGUUAUAGUGGAUCCUUCAGUUAAACAGGUAAUCACUACUGCAUGUGAUCAAACUUGCUCUUCGUAUAGUCCCACAAACAAGAUCACCCUUGAAACCAGUUGCUGUGAAAAGCUAGAAGCUUUUAUUUCCCAUAGUGAUUCGGAUGGAGUAUUGAACCAUCAAACUGUGCAUUCAAAUAGUUUUCCAGACAAAUCAAAACAAUUAUGUACCGGCGUAUCUUGUUUAUAUCCUUGGCAAUGGGCUGAUCAACAAUCAGACAUGAGUUCGUGUUAUUGGCACCCUUUACGUCAUGCUGCCAUUGUUGCUAUUGAAUCUUCUGCUGCCAGAGACAGAUAUCUUUUCCCCAGUUUGGGAAAAAUCCAAGAUAAGUCUUUUGAAAUGGACAACAUGCAGUCUUCUUCUGCAGGCUCUCCAGCAAAAAGACAAAAGACUAAUUCUACAAAUGUUCACAGUGACGACAAUCUGACUAAUGGUGAAGGUUCCAGUUCUUUAUCAGCCAGGCCUUAUCUGUGUACAGGUUUUGACAUGUACCUUGUUUGGGAGCCGUGCAUAAUGUGUGCAAUGGCACUUGUCCAUCAGAGAAUUAGGCGUAUAUUCUUUGCUUUCCCAAACCCGGAUGCAGGGGCAUUGGGUAGUGUUCACAGACUACAAGGGGAAACAAGCUUAAAUCAUCACUAUGCUGUAUUCAGAGUGUUAGUGCCUCAACAAAUCCUUAGUAGGGAGGGAUGAAACUUCAAUUACCAAAUGAGUACAAAUGAAAUGAGAAUAUUGGUUUGAUUGUGUUCUGCAUCAGCUCAUUUGUGGACUAGACUAAGACAUUGUUUUACCAGGAAGCCAACUCAACUCAACUCAACUAGAUUACUGACUGACUGACUGGUUAGCCAUUACCCAUUUAGCCAAGAACGCAAGCAAUCCAAGGCUUCAAUGCUUCAAGCUCAAGAAGAUUUCAUUUGCCUAUCCACCUCUACCUUUGUGACUCUAUUUAUCAUGCAAUGUUUUAUCAAUUAAGAGGAUCAUAAGUGCUGCAAACUACAUGGGCACAUUUAUAAUUUUGUUCACCAUUCAAUCUCCAAAGUAGCUAUGGUUUGAAAGUAAUAUCCAAGUUGUUGAAA
Molecule: messenger RNA, 1882 nt
Organism: Prunus persica (peach)
Lineage: Eukaryota; Viridiplantae; Streptophyta; Magnoliopsida; Rosales; Rosaceae
Product: probable inactive tRNA-specific adenosine deaminase-like protein 3
Exons: 8
Coding region: 258-1499 (413 amino acids)
Biological process (GO): tRNA wobble adenosine to inosine editing
Cellular component (GO): cytoplasm; nucleus
Molecular function (GO): tRNA-specific adenosine-34 deaminase activity
Source: RefSeq, a predicted model, not a curated record